AUGCGGUGGACUACUAUAUUUGGCGUUCUUAUAUUAAGUAUAGCGAGUACAAACGCGGAUUGGUCGUGGAAUGAUGACAAAUCUAAUGCUAACGAAGAGGCCAAGACUAAAACAACGGAGCUCUUGCAAGGAGAAGAGAUAAGCAAAGCUGAAGAUAAAAAUGCCAAUUCUGACGGGAACGUGCUUGAUGAUAUUGUUGACGAACUUGUUAGUAGCAAGCAAGGUAGAAGUUUGAGCGGUUUCGACGAUGUUUACAGCGAUCCCACGAUAAAGGAAGCAUUGGACGCAGGUGACGAUACUGAAGCAAGGAACUUAAUCAAAGGAAGACUUUGUACACUCGGUCUGAUACAAUGCGAAGAUGAAGACACCCAAGAAAAGCGAACUUAUGUAUCUCCAGAUGAACUUAUAUAUGCCCAACCAGUCGAUAUAAAGCCAAUUGGAAAACCUGUAGCAUCAAUCCCAAUUCGCGGUCCACCAAGAGCUUACGGUCCUCCUAAGCCAAUGCCGUACCCACCACGACUGCAGAAAAUUCCACCCCGCAGACCGGGCUACGGAGGAAGCCGACCCGGAUUCUCUGAAAAAUAUGGCACUGCUAGUAAUGCAUUCCAAUACUCUCAAAGCAGUGGCGGAUAUGGAAACGAUUUCAACUUUGUCACAAAACCGCCUAGUUUUGGCAACGAAAGUCCCUACUCAUACGAAAGUCCUAAACCAGUUUACAACAAAAUACCGUCUCAGCAAUCAAACACAAAAACUGAAUCAAUUGUUCAGCAACACGUUCACCAUCACUACGUCCACAGUGAUGCCGAAAAAGACCCAAAAGUAAUCAUAAAACCAGUGGCCAUUCCAGUAGGAUCAGUUGGACAUCUUGGCUCAAUCCACAACCAAGAAUCUUCGGGUAUUAUUACAGCAUCCGGUUCCGAUUUCAACUCCUUCAACUCUGGUGGAUUCAAACCUAUGACAGGAGCUUUUCAACAAACAAAACCGGUGUAUGAAAGUGAAACCAUUUACGGUUCUCAAUAUGGACACAAUGGCGUAUACAACAGAGAGAACGCAAACAUUCAAACACAGGGACUUCCUAACCAAUAUGCAAAUAAUGAAUUUGAUGACCAGAAAUAUGGAAACUCUUUAGGAUCUUAUGCUUCACAAAAUUCCGAAUUUUACAAAAAGGAAUUACACGUCGGGUCAAACAGCCAAGGAUUAGGAUUGGGACAGAAUAACUUAUAUCAAGAGAACUACCACGGCAAAGCUCAGGGUUUCGAGUGCGUUUGUGUAAAUUAUGAUCAAUGCCCAAGUCAAGAGGUAAUCGGUCGCCGAGACGACCUUUAUCUUCCAAUUGACCCUCGUAAUAAAGGCAGUGAAAUCCUAGCUCUAACUGAAGAACAAGAAGAAAUUAUAGCAAAUGCAACUGGACUUGAUGCUUCAAAGGCUGCAUCUAAUUCCACUGAAGUCAAAAGCAUAACCAAAAGGGAAGCCAAAUCAGAGAAAGCUGAGGAACCGGCAAAAGAAAUUGAACCGCGCUUCCUCGGACACGCUGGUUAUGGCGGCAAUGGUGGUAAUAACAACAAACAAGUGCAGCCGACGUUCGGUGUCUCGUUUGGUUUGCCCCAGCCUUCCCACGGUUAUCCUAUCAAUCCUUAUAAUUCAAACCCUUUACAAAAUCCAUACGGACCAGCAUUAAACACAGGUGGAAUUAAUUUAGGAUUACUCUCAGUAAAUCCGCUAUUAGCCGUGCAAGUGACAAAAAAUGAUUAUGGAGAAAAAAUCGUAAAACCAUUUGUUAAUUUACACGUCACCCCCAACGAGCACGUUGUGAAUAAACUUGGUCACCUAUUUCACGAGAAGAAACUAUAUCUUCUCAACAAACAUGAACAUUACCAUCACUAUAAUCCCCAUAAUAAUUACAAUCAUAUUCCGUAUCCGCACCAACCCCAUCACUAUCCUCCACAUUAUGAUUCACAUUAUGCUCAACCUCCUAUAUAUUCGCCCCAUUUUUCGCAAUAUCCUAGUCACUAUCGUGUGAGCCCGUACAAUGCACCUAGUGUCCCUUCAGGAGAUGACGAUUAUUACGAUGAUGACGGUAUCAGUCACGAUGACAACGACUUGGUAUAUAAUCAUGGUAAUUACGGUUAUGAAAGGUCCGCUAACAAUACUCAAUUUAUAAAUAGCGAUAAUAAUAACUACGCCAAUCGUUACGCAUAUUCCCGCUCCCUUAAAAUUCCAUCCAACCCCGAAGGGGCAAGCCGGGGAGUGAAAACAAUCCGGUUUCCUGAAAGUCGCAAGAAGAGAGAUAUAAAUAAAGAAAACAAAUCCGAACCUAUCAAAGAGCGUCAAGGAUACUUUGGUCACAAUCAAAUUCAACAAUGUGGUCAGAACCAAGUUUGCUGUCGGCGACCUCUGCGACCUCAAGCAUCCAACCGUGGCCAAUGUGGAAUUCGUCACUCGCAGGGAAUUAACGGCAGGAUUAAGACACCUGCAUACGUAGAUGGAGACAGUGAAUUCGGUGAAUACCCCUGGCAGGCAGCCAUUCUUAAGAAGGACCCCAAAGAAUCAGUAUAUGUUUGUGGAGGUACACUUAUCGAUGGGCUCCACAUUGUAACUGCCGCUCACUGUAUUAAAUCAUACAAAGGAUUUGAUCUUCGUGUAAGGUUAGGAGAAUGGGAUGUGAACCACGACGUGGAAUUUUACCCUUACAUUGAACGAGAUGUUAUCUCUGUUCAUGUACACCCCCUGUACUACGCGGGUACUUUGGACAACGACUUGGCUAUCUUGAAAUUAGAUCAUCCCGUGGAAUGGACGAAAUAUCCGCAUAUCAGCCCAGCCUGCUUGCCAGAUAAAUACACCGACUUCUCAGGUCAACGCUGCUGGACAACCGGUUGGGGUAAAGAUGCCUUCGGGACGAAUGGAAAAUACCAAAAUAUUCUCAAAGAAGUCGAUGUUCCGAUUCUUCCUCAUGGACUUUGUCAACAACAAUUAAGACAAACUAGAUUAGGGUACAACUACGAGUUGAAUCCUGGAUUUGUUUGUGCUGGAGGAGAAGAAGGAAAGGACGCCUGCAAGGGAGACGGUGGUGGCCCUCUAGUCUGUGAACGCGGAGGCACCUGGCAGUUAGUCGGUGUGGUGUCGUGGGGUAUUGGUUGCGGCCAACCCGGCGUUCCGGGUGUCUAUGUAAAAGUUGCUCAUUACUUAGACUGGAUCUCACAAAUAACUGGAAAAUUUUCACAAUACUGA
Molecule: messenger RNA, 3228 nt
Organism: Leptosia nina
Lineage: Eukaryota; Metazoa; Arthropoda; Insecta; Lepidoptera; Pieridae
Source: the annotation of a GenBank genome assembly